AUGGCGGCGCGCGAGCCGUCAGCCGUUGCUAGGCAACGAUCGUCGCUCGCGCAGGUGCCGCGCGCGCCCGCGCCGCGCCCCUUCACUUCAGUUCAAAACAACGUAGCGGUUGCCGUGAUGGACGUGAUGCAUGCGUGUCGUUGUCGUUGCUGCCUGCUGUGUCCUCCGGAUAAGGACCUGACGACGCCGUACACACAUCUCGGCCAAACAGAGAUUUAUGCCGAUAUGAUCAAAGAGUGCUUUGACAUAAAUCUGGUGGUGGGCGGCGCGGGCUCGUGCGGCAUCUGCUCGGCGUGCGUGGGCCGCCUGCGAGACGCGAGCGACUUCAAGCUGCAAGUGCAGCGCAGCCAGGCGGAGCUGCAGGCACGACUGCAGGGAGCGAGCGUCAAAGAGGAAGAAUCUGCUGUCAAGCCAGAGAAUCCUGAAAUACAGAAGGAAGAUGGAACCAGUGAGCCUGUAUCAGAGAACAUGCUCCGGUUAAACAUGGCAGUCGGAGACGGGGCGAGCGACGAGGAUGACCCGAUAGUGUUGGUUGCUCUAGAUGACAUGCUCCGGUUAAAUAAGGCGGCCCGGGACGGCACGAGCGACGAGGAUGUUCCACUGUCGGGUGAGUACCUGCUUCAUCUACUAGCUAGUAAUUAG
Messenger RNA from Cydia strobilella, 642 nucleotides. RefSeq lists its product as uncharacterized. Lineage: Eukaryota; Metazoa; Arthropoda; Insecta; Lepidoptera; Tortricidae. The coding region runs from base 1 to 642 and encodes 213 amino acids. Gene Ontology annotation, cellular component: nucleus. Gene Ontology annotation, molecular function: zinc ion binding. The record is from RefSeq and is a predicted model, not a curated record. The transcript is spliced from 5 exons.